Messenger RNA from Peronospora matthiolae, 456 nucleotides. NCBI's taxonomy places the organism in Eukaryota, Oomycota, Peronosporomycetes, Peronosporales, Peronosporaceae. The record is from the annotation of a GenBank genome assembly.
AUGAUGGAGGCUGUAGUGCAGUUAAGCACGAGUCGGGGAGCGAUUCUUGUGCGGAUUGUUUACUCGGUUUCAUCUAGGGCGACUACUCGCACCUCUCCGUGUCGCUCGCUGCCUGUGCGUCCUUGCUGUAUCGUGUAUGGGAAGGCAUUUGUGGCCAAUGGAUUGUGCACGGAGAAGCAAGAGGAGACUCUUGCUGCAACUGCUGCUGUGCAUACUGUUCCUUCGGAUGUUAAGGAGGAGGUUGGAGGCGGUGAUGAUGCCGAAGAUCCAUCGAUGUCGAAGCCGGCCUCAUCGUCUCGUGGGAUGAUGGCACUGUCAUCGGCUUGUGCCGGAAUGUCCGUACUGAUGUAUGCACGUCAGGCAGUGCACAAGUUUAAGCCAGGGCAGCAGCUUGUGCAGUCGGAGUGCAACAGUACCGAUUGUAGAAGGAGAGAUAUAGUGGCGAAGAAGCUGUGA